Brugia malayi is the source of this 1314-nucleotide messenger RNA. It is a transcript of the gene Bma-snt-4, whose product is annotated as C2 domain containing protein. Gene Ontology annotation, molecular function: phosphatidylserine binding; calcium ion binding; calcium-dependent phospholipid binding. Bases 1 to 1314 code for a protein of 437 amino acids. Gene Ontology annotation, biological process: regulation of calcium ion-dependent exocytosis; vesicle fusion; regulation of dopamine secretion. Gene Ontology annotation, cellular component: synapse; axon; membrane. Lineage: Eukaryota; Metazoa; Nematoda; Chromadorea; Rhabditida; Onchocercidae. The transcript is spliced from 6 exons. The record is from RefSeq and is a predicted model, not a curated record.
AUGACGUCAUUUCAGGCUAGGGAAUGCACAGGAUUGAUUGCAAAAUCAAUACAGCCUCUGGGCCUAGCAGAGAGGAUUCAAGAGGAUGAAACAAAGGCCUCUUCUGUCUUGUUGGGCCUCUCUUGUGGUUGUGGGAUGGUCGUAGUCAAGCCGUCAACUGCUUUCUACUUUUCUUCCAAUGUGAUUCUGUAUUUAAUAAUCGGUGGAGCUGGCUUUGUAUACUUAGCAAUUUUGUCGGUAUGCAUCCUUCGACGGCAACGAUACGCAAGUUUUAAGAGACGUAAUGUUUUAAUUGAACAGCGCAUUGCUGUUGCCUUAAAAUAUGAGAGUGAAAAGAGUCCGAGAGGUCUGAAAAACUCGCCGUCAUCGCUCUCGUCACCGUUUUCCUCUGAUAGCUCGAUAUCUAGUCCUGUCAUACCAACAACUCAAUCAUCCAUUAUUCCAUCACAGCCGUUGAGUCGUUUGUCUUCUUCUGAACUGGGACCAGAUCGAGGAUUUAUCAACUUCACCCUUCAUUAUACCAUUGAGAAUUCAACAUUACAGGUUAAUAUAAUAUGUUGUCGGGAUUUACCAGAAUUAGUAGUGGCAUCCGGUGGUCAGUGUCUUCUAGAACCAUAUGUCAAACUUCAGUUAUUACCCGAGAAAGAACAUCAUGUUAAGACUCGUCUUGUUCGUGCAUCCAGAAAUCCGCAGUAUGAUGAAACAUUUUCCAUGUAUGGGUUGGAUGCAUUACAACUCGCUACAACCAGUAUACAUUUUGCGGUGAUUGCAUUUGAUCGUUACAGUCGAGAUACACUGUUAGGUGAAGCAGUAUAUUCACUAAAAGAUGCAAAUUUGUUGAACAGUGAGAUUAUCACCGUAGAAUUGAAACUAGAAGGUCGUGGAAAAGACGCAAAUAAUGAUAAUCGGGGACAAGUACUGUUGUCAUUGUGCUAUCAGCCAACUACACAUAGAAUUACGGUUGUAUUGCUUAAAGUAAAAGGUUUGCCAAAAUUGGAUGUCAGUGGAAUGGCUGACCCAUACGUUAAAAUUUAUUUACUGUAUAAAGAGCAGCGAAUUUCUAAGAGGAAAAGUCAUGUAAAAAAAUGUACGCUAUCACCGGUUUACAAUGAAUCGUUUGUUUUCGAGUUCCCGUCUAGCGAAGAACAAGAUUUGGAUAAUAUUAAAUUUGAAAUUGUGGUUAUGGACUGGGAUCGUCUGACAAAAAACGAGGUGAUGGGUAAAUGUUUUAUUGGACCCAAUGAUAAGCACUGGCUUCAGGUACGGAGUAAUCCACGACGACAGAUUGCUGAAUGGCAUCAGUUGUCGGUAUGA